This is a messenger RNA of Medicago truncatula (barrel medic), 3408 nucleotides long. RefSeq names its product oxysterol-binding protein-related protein 2A. The record is from RefSeq and is a predicted model, not a curated record. The transcript has 11 exons. Lineage: Eukaryota; Viridiplantae; Streptophyta; Magnoliopsida; Fabales; Fabaceae. Gene Ontology annotation, molecular function: sterol binding. Gene Ontology annotation, cellular component: cytosol; membrane. The coding region runs from base 483 to 2795 and encodes 770 amino acids.
UAUGUUGAUGCUUCAAGUUUCAUCAUGCUUCAAGUUUCAACCUUGAAAAAACCAUACUUAAUUCCAAGCUAAUUACCAUUCUACCCAUUCCUUUAUUACUACCUACCUUCAUUACCCUUUUGUUCUACUUCCACAUCUCUCUCUAUAUAUCAAUCUCCAUGAUGUUAUUGUCUCCCACUCUCCCAAACAAAAUUUCAUUCACAAGCAAACCUUCUAUUUUUUAUACCAUAAACAAAUAAAAACCCUUUUUUUAUUUAUUCAAUCAAUAAACUCAUUCUCAUUUUUUCUUUAUAUUUAUUAUUCAACCAUCUUAAUUAAUUAUCCUCCUUCUUCGAUCUACUCUACUUGUUUCUCACUUUCAGAGCUCUACACUUAUUUUUUUCUUCUUCUCUGAACCCUAAAUUAUUAUUCAAUGGUUACCAUUACGAACUAGUAAGAAAAAUUAAGAAGAAUAGAGAGAUAAAUUUUUUGUGAUUGAAAAAAUGCGUGUGAAGGAAAUGCACCCGUUGUGCUGCAUCUCAUUGGAGAGUCCAGGGAUCGGAAGUAAUUCACCAGAGUCAUACACGGCGGCGCUUUCGAGGGCGAGGAGUUUACCGGCGAGUGGAUCUGACUGCAUUGUUCGCCGUGGAGGAUCAGAAGCCACGGUUGCCGGAGUUCUUUACAAAUGGACUAAUUACGGCAAAGGAUGGAGAUCCCGAUGGUUCCUCCUCCGCAAUGGCGUACUUUCUUACUCCAAGAUCCGUUCACCGGAGAAUCUCAAUCUGUUCUCUUCAAUCGACGACGUUCACUUAAUCGGAGAUGUUACCACGUCUCGUCUCGCCAGAAUGGAUAGAGACGCCGGAAAUGCUCUUCGCCGUCAGAAGAGUCAUAAACCUUCUUCAUCUUCUUCUCCUUCAGUUGUUCAUCUAAAGAUCUCAUCUUUUAGAGAGAGCAAAUCAGAUGACAGAAAAUUCUACAUAUUCACAGCAACAAAGACACUUCAUUUGAGAACUGAUUCAAGGAAAGACCGUGUAGCGUGGAUACAAGCUUUGGUUUCAACUCGAAGCUUGUAUCCACUAAACGGUCAUCAUCUAUCUCUUGCACCCUAUCAUAUAUCUGUAUCAACCGAGAGGCUGAAGAAACGUUUGCUUGAAGAGGGUAGCAGUGAAAAUCUUGUGAAGGAGUGUGAGCAAAUCAUGCUUGCAGAGUUUUCAGAUUUACAAGAGAAGCUUCAAAUUCUUUGUCAAGAACGAUCUGGUUUGUUUGAUACCAUUAGGCAAUUAGAGGCAGCUAACCUUGAACCCGAGGGAUCUGCUUUGCAUGACAGCGAAUACCAAUUAACAAAGAAUGGAUUUUCCAGUCUAGGGCGUGGAAAAUAUAGCGAAUGCAGUACAACGGAAUCAUCCGAUGAUAUUGAAAAACACGAGGUAGAGGAAGUGUCAGAAGAAGAUGAAAUCUCAUAUUAUGAUACUAGAGACUAUUUUUCAGACUCUGGUUUUAGGUGUGGGUCAAAAGGAGCACCAAAUCGAGUGAACAUGUCUGCGGAAGCUGUUAAACAAGGCAUUGAUAUGGAAAAUAGUCAUGUUGAGACAAUGAUGUAUGAUGAUUAUGGGUAUCCUCAGAUAGUAAGGCGGAAAAAGCUUCCGGAUCCUGUUGAGAAGGAGAAGGGCGUUAGUCUUUGGUCCAUGAUCAAAGACAAUGUGGGCAAAGAUCUCACACGCGUUUGCCUUCCAGUAUACUUUAAUGAGCCAAUAUCAUCCCUUCAGAAAUGUUUUGAGGAUUUGGAGUACUCCUAUCUUCUGGAUAGAGCAUAUGAGCAUGGGAAAAAGGGAAACAGUCUCCUUCGGGCAUUGAACGUUGCUGCCUUUGCUGUUUCUGGAUAUGCAUCAUCAGAAGGUCGUCAUUGUAAGCCCUUUAAUCCCUUGUUAGGGGAAACUUACGAAGCCGACUUUCCUGACAAAGGAGUUCGCUUCUUUUCUGAGAAGGUUAGUCACCAUCCAACAGUGGUUGCCUGCCAUUGUGAAGGUAGAGGAUGGAGGUUUUGGGCAGACAGUAACAUUCAUUCAAAGUUUUGGGGAAGGUCAAUUCAACUUGACCCAGUUGGAGUUCUGACCCUAGAGUUUGAUGAUGGUGAAAUAUUUCAGUGGAGCAAGGUUACUACUACAAUAUAUAACCUUAUCCUUGGCAAACUAUAUUGUGAUCAUCAUGGGAAUAUGGAAAUCCGUGGUAAUCGCCAGUAUUCCUGCAGGCUCAAGUUCAAAGAGCAGACGCUUCUUGACCGAAAUCCUCGCCAGGUGACUGGAUUUGUUGAAGAUACAAUGGGAAAAAAAGCAGCCACAUUAUUUGGCAAAUGGGAUGACAGCAUUUAUUAUUUUGAUGGUGAUGUGAAUGUCAAACCUAAAGAUUACACUUCGUCAAAUGGAACAUUGUUGUGGAAAAGGACUAGGCCACCACCAAAUCUGACUCGGUACAACUUGACAUCAUUUGCCAUCACACUGAAUGAGCUUACCCCAGGACUAAAGGAGAAGCUUCCACCCACGGAUUCCAGGCUGAGACCUGAUCAACGACACUUAGAGAACGGGGAAUUCGAGAAGGCAAAUAUGGAGAAACAAAGAUUGGAAAAGAGACAAAGAAUGUCAAGGAAAAUGCAAGAAAAUGGUUGGGAACCUAAGUGGUUUCGCAAAGAAGGUGAAAAUGGAACGUUUAGAUAUACCGGUGGAUAUUGGGAAGCAAGAGCUGUAGGAUCAUGGGAUGGAUGCCCAAAUAUAUUUGGUGAAUUUCAAGAAAGCAUAAUUGAUCCUUUUGAUGCAUCUUGAUUUUUGUUCAGAUGGAUGACAGUGAAUGCAUGCAAAUUAAUUAGUCGGUGGAGGGUUUAUCUUAAACCUUCUUGCAUGGCAACAACUUUUUUUUAUUGAAUGGAAGAGAUAUAUAGCAGCCAUUUGGUAUCUUUGAAAAUGAGGAUUUUUGCAGCUAUGGUUGGAAAGGUUUUGUGAAUUGAGAUUGUACUGUGACAAAAACAAUAAGGAAGGGAGUACCAGAAAUAACUUCAAGCAAUUCUAUCUCAAAGUUGCUUUUCUAAAAUUAAAUGACUUCAAUCGUCUAUGGCUGCUGAAGUUGUAAAUUUCUUAAACAAAAGGACCACCUAGCUUUGCACGUGCACAACUCUUUGCUCUGGUCCCAAUGAAAACCACAAACCGAGGCUGCAAUUACUCCACUAAAUGAGAAUAUAUAUGAGCAAAGAAUUAAGCUUAGCAAAAAACAGUUUUUAGAUUAGGAUGUUUUCUGUGUUUAUUGUGAUAGUCUUAUUCUUGUUUUUUAAGUUUUGUUAGUAUGUAAUUAUUUGGGCUAUUAAUUUAUGUAAUAUUAUCUUCUCUUUAAUCUUGAUAUAACUACUGACAUGGCCGAAAGGCUAUAUAUCGAUUUAUUUUA